This is a messenger RNA of Trichomonas vaginalis G3, 669 nucleotides long. RefSeq lists its product as uncharacterized. NCBI's taxonomy places the organism in Eukaryota, Parabasalia, Trichomonadida, Trichomonadidae. The transcript has a single exon. The record is from RefSeq and is a predicted model, not a curated record. Bases 1 to 669 code for a protein of 222 amino acids.
AUGGAUAACCCAUUAAUUAUUAAGUGCAUAGAGCUUGUCAAUAAAUACGAAGAUAACUAUCUAUGGAAAUAUUUUGCAGAAAAUCCGAAAUUUUUCGACUCAAACAACAAUGGAAGAAUAUCAGAGAAAUUAAUUUCGAAUUUAUCUCAAAACAAAUAUAACUCGGCCAAAAAUUUUAAAGAUGACUUGAUACAUUACUUCAAUUCUCUCGAACAGACACAACAAAUGACAGAUUUAGAACAAAAUUCUUUAAAAUAUUUAAGAAAACAGAUCAAUUCCGACAUCUCUUCAAUUGAACCACUAUCUGUACAACAGUGGUUAGAGUUAUGGCCAAAUUUAUACAAUAACCUCAUAGAUAAAAUAUCAAAAUCUGAAAUUUUAAGCAAUCGACCCCAAUUACCUACAAUAAAUAACUCUAAUAUGCCUGUUGCAAUAGAUAAAUCUAAACUUUUCUCUCUAAAGAAACUAAUCAUCGCUGGAUUGGAUGAUAACGAAAAACAAAUUGUUUUCAAUUUAAUCAAAGCAUUAGAAUUUCCAAGUGAACAAGAUUCUGCAUCUAUUUCAAUCGACUUACUCAACAUAUCUAGUGAAACAUAUUUUGCACUCAUAUCCUAUCUUAAAAGAGUUAAAAGCAAGAAGAAUUCUGAUAUCUUGGGCUCAAAAAGAUAA